UCCACUGUGUCUCUCUUCCACUGUGCCACUGUGUCUCUGUUCCACUGUGUCUCUGUUCCAUUGUCUCUGUUCCACUGUGCCUCUGUUCCACUGUACCACUCAGCCUCUGUUCCACUGUGUCUCUGUUCCACUGUGCCUCUGUUCCUCUGUUCCACUGUGCCACUGUGCCUCUUUUCCACUCUGCCACUGUUCCACCGUGUCUCUGUUCCACUGUGUCUCUGUUCCACUGUGCCAAGGUUCCUCAGUGUCUCUGGUCCACUGUGCCUCUGGUCCACUGUGCCUCUGUUCCACUGUGCCAUUGUUCCACUGUGCCUCUGUUCCACUGUGCCAUUGUUCCACUGUGCCUCUGUUCCACUGUGCCGCUGUUCUACUGUACUUCUGUUUCACUGUGUCUCUGUUCCACUGUGCCAAGGUUCCACUGUGUCUCUGGUCCACUGUGCCUCUGGUCCACUGUGCCAUUUUCCACGUUCCACUGUGCCUCUGUUCCUCUCUGCCUCUGUUCCACUGUGCCGCUGUUCCACUGUACUUCUGUUCCACUGUGUCUCUGUUCCACUGUGCCAAUGUUCCACUGUUUUUGUUCCACUGUGCGUCUGUUCCACUAUGCCUGUUUCACUGUGCUGCUGUUCCACUGUGCCUCUUUUCCACUGUACCACUGAGUCACUGUUCCACUGUUCCACUGUUCCACUGUGCGACUGUUUCGCUGCUCCAUCGUGCCACUGUUCCACUGUGCCUCUGUUCCACUGUGUCUCUGUUCCACUGUGUCUCUGUUCCACUGUGCCACUGUUCUACUGUGCCUCUGUUCCACUGUGCCUUUGUUCCACUUUGUCUCUGUUCCACUGAG
This is a messenger RNA of Orbicella faveolata, 841 nucleotides long. RefSeq lists its product as uncharacterized. Lineage: Eukaryota; Metazoa; Cnidaria; Anthozoa; Scleractinia; Merulinidae. The record is from RefSeq and is a predicted model, not a curated record.